Molecule: messenger RNA, 1434 nt
Organism: Dufourea novaeangliae
Lineage: Eukaryota; Metazoa; Arthropoda; Insecta; Hymenoptera; Halictidae
Product: cell growth-regulating nucleolar protein
Exons: 3
Coding region: 151-1215 (354 amino acids)
Biological process (GO): negative regulation of transcription by RNA polymerase II; rRNA processing
Cellular component (GO): nucleolus
Molecular function (GO): DNA binding
Source: RefSeq, a predicted model, not a curated record
UGUAUUUAGACACGUUGAAACGUUAAGGUUAACCGCCGUGACGUUUUCACACAAUUUAUAGGUUACUAAACAACUUUUGUUUAUUCCAUUUUAUUUCUGUUAUUAUACUAUUAAGUUUUGUAACUUUAAUGUAAGGUAGUAUAAAAAAAAAUGGUGGUAUUUACUUGUAACCAUUGCGGAGAAACGCUACAGAAGCCAAAGGUUGCAAAACACUACGAAUUUCAGUGUCGUACUGCACCUUUUUUAACGUGCGUCGAUUGUUUUAAAGAUUUCCGGGGAGAAGAGUAUGUAGCACACACAAAGUGCAUAACUGAAGCUGAACGAUACGGAGGAAAGGACUAUGUUCCAAAGGCUAGAGCAAACAAGGGGGAACGAAAGCAACAAGAAUGGAUUAACAUUGUUAGCAAUAUACUGAACAGUGUGACAAAUUUAACAAAUGCUGAGCGAAGUUUUCUAAAUAUGUUGUCAAAGUAUGAAAAUAUUCCAAGGAAGAAAGCUAGAUUUUUAAAUUUUGUGAAAAGUGCCAUAGGCCACAGAGCAAAUCCAGCAAUAGUAGAUAGUGUCUGGGACAAAAUGGAAAGUGCUUAUAAAAAUAAUGUACAAACUGCAGCAGAGAAGCAGCAGCAGCAGCAACAAAAUGGCAAUGCAGAUCAUAAAGUAGACGAGGAACACAAUGUAAGUGAACACCAAGAGAAUAAUAUCAUUGAAAAUCAAAAUAAUGAAAAUAUAUCUAGAGAAAAUCAGAAUGAUGAUCAAAAUAAGAGUAACAAUGAUGCCGAGAUUAAUACUCCAAAUAGUAUUAGUAAGAAGAAAAAUAAGUCUAAGAAGAGAAAAAUAUCAGAAACAGUGGAAGAACAAAUAGCGGAACCUGUGUUGAAGAAAAAGCGUAAAAGCAUUGCUUCAGAUGAUCAGACUGAGGAAAUAGUCCCUAAGAAGAAAACUAAAAAUGGUGUACUUUCCGAAUCGUUGGUUGCUCAAUGUGACGAAGAACAGACCAAUGAGAAGUCAGCUUUCGAUUGGAAAGGUACUAUUCUACACAUAGUACAAAGCAAAGAGGAAAUUUCUUUAAAGAAAUUACAGAAAAAGGUAACUUCUCAGUUCAUGAACUUCUGUUCACAUAAAAUAACUAAUGAGAAGGCAUUGGCAAAAUUUAAUAAAAAACUAAAGAAAGUGCCGGGUAUAUUAAUUGCUGACGAGAAAGUGAAACUAGCUUAAUUUGAGGAACAGUGUAAUAAAAAUUCAUGCGUUGCUAUUAUUUAUGAUUAUUGUCAAUUAGGAUUUAUCGUGGAUAAAUUUAGAACGUUCAAAAUACUAUUAUACAAGGAACACUUUAAUAUUACCUGCUUGUCUUUUCAACAAAAUACAUUGAUUAAAAUGUAUUGACAUCGCGACUUUUACAAUUAAGAAUGUAUGAAUGAUUGUCCAUAAAAUACA